AGAAGAAGCACGAGAGAGAUUCAUAAGUGGGAACAACCUGAAGAGAAGAGAAGAGAAGAGAAGAAGACACAAAGGAAAAGAAGAACAACCAAAAGACUGAAGGCCCCUGAUGUGUGAAACUGUGUGAUCCUGAUUUAAGUCCCACAGGUGAGGUUAUCACAAUGCAAUAAACUUUCUCUUCACUUUCUUCCAAACACACUCUGCUCCACUCACGGAUCUCUAUCCGCCACUCAGGUACACAGUUUUAUUAUCAAGGAUAGGUUAGAUUUUUAUAACCAAAAUUUCAGUAGAUUUUUACUAUUUUACGAUUUAUCUCGAUUUUAUCUCAUACUUCUUCUGCAUGCAAUUCAACUCAUGUGUGGACCCAUUUCUUUUGCAGUGCCCAUAUCUAUGUCAGAGUAUGAGUAUGGUAAAUUUAAUUGGAAGGUUUAAGUGCAGGACAUUUAAAAAGAUGGAAAUAACAUGUUAAGGUCACUGAAAAUGGCAAAGCUUAGUUCAAGUUGCAGCACUGGUUAUGUUUUGGCUCAUUACGGGAUUCCACUUCCCCUUCUUCUCUUAUCACAAUUCUUCUUUCAACUUUCAUGGUGUGGCUCCACAGUUAAGUUCCUUCCUGGAUUCGAGGGACCCCUUCCUUUUCUUCUUGAAACCGGAUAUGUGGGAGUGGGUGAAUCAGAGGAUGUGCAGGCAUUCUACUACUUCAUUGAGUCAGAGAACAAUCCAAAGGACGAUCCUCUCAUGCUUUGGCUCACUGGUGGCCCUGGCUGUUCAGCCCUCUCUGGUCUUGUCUUUGAAAUAGGUCCACUUGGUUUUAAACAUGAAGAGUAUAAUGGAAGCCUCCCAAAUUUGUUCUUGAGGCCACACUCAUGGACAAAGGUUAGUAGCAUUAUAUUUGUAGACUUGCCUGUUUCUACAGGCUUCACUUAUGCCACCACAAAGUCGGCUACUCAACGAAGUGAUUCCACACUAGUUCUCCAAGUCCAUCAAUUUCUUAGGAAGUGGUUGAUUGAUCAUCCAAAAUUUUUGACAAAUGAAGUUUACAUUGGUGGCGAUUCAUAUUCUGGAAUUCCUGUUCCGGCAGUGGUUCAAGAAAUUUCCCGAGGAAAUCAGAAAGGCGUUCAACCAUGGAUAAAUCUCCAGGGUUACCUGCUAGGGAAUGCACUAACAACUCGAAGAGAAGAGAACUAUCAAAUUCCCUUUUCUCACGGCAUGGCACUUAUAUCUGAUGAACUAUACGAGUCACUGCAAAAACAUUGUAAAGGAGAGUACAUAAACGUAGACACCAGAAAUGCAUUAUGUUCCAGAGAUAUGGCGUCAUUUGACGCGGCUAUAUCAGGAAUUUCAGACACGUAUAUUUUGGAGCCAAAAUGCGAAUGGCUUGAUACGGACACAUCUCAGAGGAUAUCACUAAUUAAGAAAUAUCCCGCCAACAAGCUCUCAGAUACUCAUCUCAAUUUGCCACCCUUAAACUGUGGAACUUAUGUAUACUUCCUCUGCGGUUUUUGGGCCAAUGAUGACAAUGUUCGUAGUGCACUGCAUAUCCGCAAGGGAAGUAUAGGAAAAUGGCGUCGGUGUACCUUGGAUAUACCUCACGAUAUGGAUAUUCCAGAAAGCUAUGGGUAUCAUGUAAACCUUAGUAGAAAAGGUUAUCGUUCACUGAUAUACAGUGGCGACCAUGACAUGAAAAUAGCUUUCUUGGCAACUCAGGCAUGGAUAAGAUCUUUGAACUACUCCAUCGUAGAUGAUUGGAGGCAAUGGUAUACAGAUGGCCAAGUUGCAGGAUACACAAGAACUUACUCCAAUCGUAUGACAUUUGCAACUGUGAAGGGUGGAAGCCACAUAGCUCCAGAGUCCAAUCCUAAAGAAUGCUUUGCUAUGUUCAGUAGAUGGUUAUCUAAGAAGCCUUUGUAGGAACAACCAAACUAGGUCAUCUACUAUGAGAGGCAAUCCUCGAGGUAGAUUUAUCUUUGUCAACCAAAUAAAGAUAGUUAUUAUCUUUCUAAAGACACCUUGCAAAUCCUACAAUUGGUAUUUGAAUAAUCGGAUAUUAAAGAUAUUAAGGAUGUGCCAAGUUAAAAGUGAUCACAUUGUAUUGUUUUUAUUGUUA
Molecule: messenger RNA, 2104 nt
Organism: Vigna unguiculata (cowpea)
Lineage: Eukaryota; Viridiplantae; Streptophyta; Magnoliopsida; Fabales; Fabaceae
Product: putative serine carboxypeptidase-like 52
Biological process (GO): proteolysis
Molecular function (GO): serine-type carboxypeptidase activity
Source: RefSeq, a predicted model, not a curated record